AAGGCAAAAAAAAACCGUCUGUUUGGUGAGAUUUUUUUCACCUUUGUUUCUCUCACUUCUAUUCAGCGUCUAUUCCACUUCAUCUUCAAAGUCGUAUUUCUUUCGAAUUUUUUCUCACAUCUCAUUCAGACAAAACCCUAAAAAAUCAUCUCUGAACUCCACAUUUUUGAAGCUUCCAUUACUGUAAUUUCCAAAUCUCUUCCUCCUCCCCCUCUAUCUAUAUAUAUAUUUAUGAAAAUAUCAUCUAACCCCUCGCAAAAUAUCCACCAAACCCCGUAAUGGGACUUAGCUUCAAUGGAGGACACUUUCAACAGUUUCUGAACUCAUAGUUACAGUCUCUCUCUUACGCUUUACUUUUAUUUAUAUGCAAUUUCUUGAAUCUGAAGCUCUCAGUAGUUGGGGUUUCAAAAUUCGUUGAUACGAAGUGAGUCUUGGCUUUGCUGGACUUUUCAGAAACCUGUAUAAGGUGAAAUCUGCACCAAUAUAUUUGAAAUCUAUAGAUUUAGUGGCAAAGUUUUUGACCUCGGAGAAUAAGACGACCUUAGCUUUAAUGUGGCAUACAAGAGCUUAAUGAAGGCAUGCGGUCAUUUUGGAUUUUGUUGAAAUGAAGAACGCACAGGAUCCACAGAACACACCUGAAAUACAAUCGUCAACCCCCGUCUCGCAUGAAUCUCAAAAUGACCAACAGAACAAUGCAACAGAGGCUUCUGCAACGGGCUCAGGUUCAAUUACUGUUACAAGCGAUAACAGGAAAGUUUCGCGUGAGGAUAUUGAACUUGUCCAGAAUUUGAUAGAACGGUGUCUACAGUUGUACAUGAAUAGAGAUGAGGUGGUAAAAACCCUAUUGAAUCGUGCAAGGAUAGACCCUGGAUUUACAACUUUGGUAUGGCAGAAGUUGGAAGAAGAAAAUGCCGACUUUUUUAGGGCCUACUACAUAAGGCUAAAAUUGAAAAAACAAAUUAUCUUAUUCAAUCAUUUGCUUGAGCAUCAGUAUCAUCUCAUGAAGUAUCCUGUACCUCCAAAGGUUCCUUUGGCUCCCAUACAGAAUGGAAUUCAUCCCAUGCCAGUUAACAACUUACCCAUGGGAUACCCCGUCCUACAGCAACCUCCGGUUCCAGCUACAGGUCAACCUCAUCUUGAUUCCAUGGGCUGCGGAAUAUCUAGUUGCCAUGUGGUUAAUGGAGUGCCUGCUCCAGGCAAUUUCCAUCCCAUUCGGAUGAAUUCUGGGAAUGAUAUGGUGAUUGACAGCAAUGCUGCUGAUGUGGCACCUGCUAUUGCACCAAACAGUGCCAUGUCAUCUAUGUCAGAGAUGGCAGUGAGUCCAACUUCAGUAGCAUCAACAGGCCAUUUCCCCUUUACUGCAUCGGAAAUAUCUGGAAUUGGAGUAGACACGUCAGCACUUGAUACGGCAUUUACAUCUGAUGUGGCAAGUUCAGUAGGUUUGCAGCUUGCACCCGAUAAUGGCGCCGGGAAUUCUAGAGACUCCCUCAGAUCUUUGGCUCAGAUUCCUUGGAAUUUCAGCCUUUCAGAUCUGACGGCUGAUUUGUCUAACUUGGGAGAUCUAGGAGCCCUGGGAAACUAUCCUGGUUCUCCCUUUUUGCCUUCUGAUUCGGAUAUUUUACUUGAUUCACCUGAGCAAGAGGAUAUAGUAGAGGAGUUCUUUGUUGACUCUGUCCCUGGGCCACCAUGCUCUCAAUCGGAUGAAGAAAAAUCGUAGAAUAAGGUGAUGAGGUGCAUCCAUUUCUUUUGAGUUAUUUAGGAUAGGAUUAUGUUGUUGUACAAUAAGAAGUAAAAGAAGAAAGUGAAACAUUAGUUAUCUUCACUAGGAUUUCAGGGUCCAGCUAUUACAAGCUUGACCAUGGAGCGUUGCAGUCAUGUAGUUGCAUCUUUCUUUGCAUUUCUGUUGGAAGCAAUGUUAUAUUAGUUUCGUAUUUCAUUAUCCGAAGUAUAUGAUGGAUAUUGAACAUAAUUAUUAGGAAAGCUCGUCAACCUUGUUAUAUAUUUUUAUCUUUCACUUGCUC
This is a messenger RNA of Cornus florida, 2021 nucleotides long. RefSeq lists its product as uncharacterized. Bases 605 to 1717 code for a protein of 370 amino acids. The record is from RefSeq and is a predicted model, not a curated record. NCBI's taxonomy places the organism in Eukaryota, Viridiplantae, Streptophyta, Magnoliopsida, Cornales, Cornaceae. The transcript is spliced from 9 exons.